This is a messenger RNA of Hydra vulgaris (swiftwater hydra), 750 nucleotides long. RefSeq names its product piggyBac transposable element-derived protein 2-like. Lineage: Eukaryota; Metazoa; Cnidaria; Hydrozoa; Anthoathecata; Hydridae. The record is from RefSeq and is a predicted model, not a curated record.
AUGAUUUUCCUUAGAACCAAUUAUAAGGUAUGGGCAUUAUCAACUCUUAAUCCAAACCGUUCUCGGAAUUGUCCAAUACUAUCUGAAAAAGAAAUGAGAAAGCUUAAUCGUGGAUAUAUCAAAGAAUUUGUUGAUACAAACAAUAAAAUUGUUGUUACAUCCUGGUUUGAUAACAAACGUGUACUUACCUUGUCUAAUUAUAUUGGAAAAAACCCAGUAGGUACAUGUAAACGUUAUGAUGCCAAACAGAAAAAAAAAAUUGAAGUAAAGAGACCUGCUUGCAUUCAGAUAUAUAAUAAAUUUAUGGGUGGUGUAGAUAAGGCAGAUAUGCUUCUUUCUCUUUAUUGCACUCGCUAUAGAUCUAAAAAAUGGUAUCACAGGUUAGCUUUCCACCUUUUCAGUCAAGCUGCAGUCAAUUCUUGGAUUGUUUAUAGUGAAAUAGGUGGUAAUAAACCUUUGGUUGAUUUUUUGGCUGAUAUUUGCAUAUCAAUGAUCAUGAAUGAAUCAACCUCAAUGAAAAAUUAUGAAAAUGCAUUGCCUGGUUCCCGAUCUAUGAGAGCAGUUGAUAUACCAAAAGAUGUUCGUCUUGAUAAACAUAACCAUUGGCCUGUUCUCCUAGAUGUUAAAAACUCUCAACGUUGUAAAUAUGAAUCAUGUAUCAAAAAGACUAAGUAUCAAUGUUCAAAGUGCAAAAUAUAUCUUUGUGUUGCAAAUAAUAAAUGUUUUCUAGCAUUUCAUGGUGUAGAAUAA